Messenger RNA from Paramormyrops kingsleyae, 3029 nucleotides. It is a transcript of the gene vapb, whose product is annotated as VAMP (vesicle-associated membrane protein)-associated protein B and C. Gene Ontology annotation, biological process: endoplasmic reticulum membrane organization. NCBI's taxonomy places the organism in Eukaryota, Metazoa, Chordata, Actinopteri, Osteoglossiformes, Mormyridae. Gene Ontology annotation, cellular component: endoplasmic reticulum membrane; plasma membrane. Gene Ontology annotation, molecular function: FFAT motif binding. The record is from RefSeq and is a predicted model, not a curated record.
ACCUCCUUCCUGCUGCAUCAUCACAGCUGCUAGCCGCUCGAGUCGCACUCAUCCUAUUUGCUGGGCAAAGUGGGAGAAAAGAUAAUCGCAGCUAAUUACCAUAAUAACGACAACAACAGUAGGCAGCGACGCCCAAAAGCGGCAGCACCGUUAAAGCACCGGCGCACUGAGGCUUCUCGUAGUAACUGUGAUUAUAAGAGUGAUAAUAUUAAACUGCGCCGAAACGCUGGGACAUGGCCAGGCAAGAGCAGGUCCUGCUGCUAGAGCCUCAACACGAACUGAAAUUCCGAGGUCCGUUUACAGAUGUCGUUACUACCACCUUGAAGUUGGCCAAUCCGACAGACAGGAACGUAUGUUUUAAAGUGAAGACGACGGCCCCGCGUCGGUACUGCGUCCGGCCGAACAGCGGCGUGAUCGAUGCCGGAACCUCAAUCAAUGUGUCUGUCAUGCUCCAGCCCUUUGACUACGACCCCAAUGAGAAAAGCAAACACAAGUUCAUGGUGCAGUCACUGCUGGCACCUCCAGACAUGACCGACAUGGAAGGACUGUGGAAAGAAGCAAAGCCCGAGGAGUUGAUGGACUCCAAGCUGAGGUGUGUUUUCGAGCUGCCCGCAGAGAACGAGAAAAUGCAGCACGACAUGGACUCCAACAAGAUUCUGUCCUCCAGCCUGCUGAAGUCCGACUCCUCGACAUUGUCCAUGAAGUCGUUGAGCUCGUGCCUGGAUGACGGGGAGGUGAAGAGAAUCAUGGAGGAGUGCAAACGGCUGCAGUUGGAAGUUCAGCGGCUACGGGAAGAAAACAAACAGAUCAGGGACGAUGAUGGUUUGCGGAUGAGGAAGAGCACGAUGAUGCACUCUUCCUCCUCCACCUCCUCUUCCUCCUCUGCUCCCAGAGCCAUGCUGAAGGAGGAGGGCCUCAGCGUCCGGGUGCUGGCGCUGGUCGUGCUCUUCUUUGUCAUCGGUGUGGUCGUUGGGAAACUGCUCUUGUAGGUGCCCUUGGCAGGAGGCAGCAUGCUUUGUGGAUGAAACCGACAACAAAAAAAAAAAAACAGAUGUGGAAUUUCCAUCAGAAUGCCAUAUCUCUGGCACUGUUCUAAUUAUGUAAAAUAACGAGAGUAAAAUUGAUCACAUUAUGGGAAAGGGAUUCAAGUCACAGGUCUUGCCUCUUAAUCACAUUCUCAUUGUCCCCUUCCCCUUCUCGCACAGAUAACAUCUCAAGGGGAGCGAACAUUGUGAUAAGAUAAAAUAAUAAUAAAUUAUGAAAUAUGAAGUCUAUGUGAGACUUUUUUCCCCCGUAACGCCCGAGAUGCAAUGUGAGUGAAUUCUGUUCCAGAUGUUCAGAUGUCUUUUUGUGAAUGUCUCUUUAGUAUGUUAUAUUUUAAGGUGAGGAGGCCGAAUCAGCCCCUUACAAGAAGUGCGUAACGUGACAUUUUCCUCUGAGAUACAGAAAAGCAAUUUUUGAAAGAAAGUCGCGCAGAGUCGACAGAGGUGGGGCUUAUAGGCGGAAGUGAGUAUUCUCACCACUGGCUCUUCCAGUCGGAUGAUUUAUACAUUUUCCGUGUGUGGUAAGCAACAGUGUUUGGAUGUUCUUGUUUUGUAACUAUCUCUUCCCAUGCAAGUAUUUCUUCCACAAAACGAGUACUAGCGUUACGCUACGGAAAAUGAUGUCAUUUUAUUUUAUAAUUUCUUGAUCGUCUUUGCCAUUGCAGUGCUUCCUUUGUCACCUUUAGAACUGCGCAUGGCUGCACGGUUAUCUCUACGGUAUCGUUAGUUUUUACCUUCUUUGUUUGUUUUUAUGUGUGACGUCGCUUAUGACCUAGUACAGCACUGUAGGCUUACCUUAAAUUAGCGCUUGCAAGAAAUAAGCCUUCGCGACCCGUGUCUGGCAAAAUAUUUUAAUUCUUUUCAUUCUAAUUGCUGAAAAUAUGAAAGGAUUAUCACGAAAGGUUGUGCAUCAGUAUUUCACAGCUUGCGCAAUCUGUAGAAAAAAAUUAUUGGAAAAGGCUCCGGUUUAUUUGGUUUUGAUGUGUAGUCUUAUGGCGCUUGGCAGUCCUCGGAAAAGGCUCUGCCACAGUUGCUGUGAAAAACACACCAGAGCUGCGUGUUGUUUCAGGUGUAAUUAAAAACAGCGAUUUGCCUGCCUAAGAUAACACUGUUACAAGGGAGUAACAUUUAUCAGGGGUUAGUGAACAGUCAAAAGAAAUUUUCCUGUGAUGGACUGGCACCCAUCCUGGGUUUUCCUCAGCUUUGUACUCUGUCCUGAUUCAUGACCCUCACUAGGAUGGAUGGAUGGACGCGUAGAAGAAACCACGCAGCGCGUCUGUAUCGCUCUCUGAACGUUUUAAGCUAUGACAUCAUUAAUCAGACAGUAAAAUGUCAUGUUCAUGUCUCAUUUCGGGAAUCAUUGUGCUGCUAGUAAAGUUUGAAUAUUCUACAUAAAAAUACAGCUCUGCUAUAACCAGCGCUUGGAUCACGCAGUGUUCCCAUGUUCAAGAAAUCAGCAGAAACACUUGGGGUGGGGGUGGGGGGAGUCAGUACAGGGACCAUUCUGUUUGUAUAUUCGAUUUUCAUUUUCACGUUUGUUUUUUUUUGUUUUGUUUUGUUUUGUUUUUCAUUGUUCUGGUGUAUUUAAAAGGAAGGCACCUAAAUUAUUCCACCUCAAUGUUACAUAUUAUGAUAAAAAAACACUUAAAACUACAAAUGAGUGAUGGAGGGGGAGAGGACAAAAAAACUAUGGAAUUUAACACAUAAUCCAUUAACAUGAGAAGUGACUAGAGGGUGAGAUGUUGCAGGAAGAUGGCGCUGUGGAGCCCUGGCCGCUCCUGGGGCCUCAGACACUACACAAGCCUGUACUGGAGUUUGAGACCAUCACCAUGAUGUAACCAUGGCAAUUGUUUUGUAUGUACAUAAAUAAAUAUGUCUAUCAAAGCAUUAAUAUUCGUAGUCAAGUAGUCACUGGUGAGGAAAAAAAACCAACAAAAAGCUUGUUGAACUAUGUAGCAUCUUAAUAAAUUAAAUCCCCGUACCUCA